Messenger RNA from Fusarium venenatum, 1488 nucleotides. RefSeq lists its product as uncharacterized. The record is from RefSeq and is a predicted model, not a curated record. Gene Ontology annotation, molecular function: glutathione transferase activity. Lineage: Eukaryota; Fungi; Ascomycota; Sordariomycetes; Hypocreales; Nectriaceae. Gene Ontology annotation, cellular component: cytoplasm.
AUGGAGGGUUACGUUGCACGCGAUAUUGAAGAAUCAUAUCGUAUGAACGCAGUACAUAAUGGCAUCGUUAACGCUACACGCGCGACGCCAGGUCAGUUUGGUAUACUUGCGCCGACAACAGUACCUGCACCAGUGGUGGAAGCACAACAAACCGCAGGAAAUUUCAGUGCACAGAUUAGAAGAGACGGAAAUGAAGUCGAGAGAUCCAAUGGUCAAUUAAGCACCAGGAUCGUGGUUGAUCCUCCGAAUCUGGAGGAAUGGAGAGAUAAGUUAUUCAACGUUGAUGAGGCGAUCAUCCUUACGCAUGAAGAGUUUGAGACAUAUUUCCCUCAUGUAGACAACGUCUAUUCUCACCGCUCAACACAGCGUUACAAACACAAACCCUUCAUCUCGCACUACUGGGACUGUCGUAUGAAAGGCCGUCCUCCAGGAACACCAAAGUCUGUUGACCCAAACAAGAAGAAGCGUAAGCGCUCCGCUCGUCAGCUUGAUCUGUGUGACGUGAAGAUCAAGAUCACAGAGCAUUUUCCCAGCGCUUAUUCAGAGCUCGGCGAUAUCAGCCUCUCAGGCGUUGACCUGGCGGGACAGCGCUUUUGGACCAUACAAAGAGUUAAUGGAAACGGAGGCAAUGGUAAAGGUGACGGUGUGGCUGGACCGCACAAGCAUACGCUGCAGAGGAGCGAUGAGAUUAAGAAGAGUAGCGUACAACGGCAUUUGACGAAGCAGGAUGGUUGCGUGAGCAAGGCAAAGGAGAAGGCUAAGGGACAGUCCGACAUGAGGGCAACAGGCGCCGCACUUGGUACGAUCAGGAAGCACGCAAAGGACAACAACUUCAAACUCUAUGCCGCAUGUUUUUGUCCAUUCUCACAACGCGUCUGGAUCGCCCUAGAAGCAAAAGGCAUGUCCUACCAAUAUUGCGAAACGAACCCUUUCCGCAAUGCAGAAGAACCCCUCUUGGCCGACUCCCGCGCAUGUGUACCUACGAUAAAACAUGACGACUGGACAUGCUCAGACAGUACGGCAAUGCUGGAAUAUCUUGAGGAUAUGGGACAGGGAGUGCCGCUUCUUCCUUCAGAUCCUAGAUCAAAGGCCAAAUGUCGCUUGUGGAUAGGUCAUAUAAAUCAUCACAUUGUCCCAAAUUUCCACAAACUAGUGCAGAAUCAAAACCUGGGGUUUGAGCAUGAAGCUGCGGAUCGUUUACAAGGCAGCAUAGACAUCCUAGUUAGAGCUGCUGAUAAAAAGGGGCCUUUCUUUCUCGGGCAGAAUCUCUCCCUCGUCGACAUAUACCUGGCGCCAUUUGCUCUUCGUCUUUCAAGAGUUCUGGUCUCUACACGCGGGUGGUAUUUUCCACCGGCUGAAUCGCGCUGGGCGAAGUGGUUGGACGCCAUUGAAGGAGACAGGAGUGUGAGAGCCACCACCAGUAACCAUGCUCUAUACCAUGAGACGGUUGGUGUAUUGAUGAGACUCGACGUAAUGAGACACGAAUAG